Messenger RNA from Kalmanozyma brasiliensis GHG001, 1806 nucleotides. RefSeq names its product Sulfatase. The coding region runs from base 1 to 1806 and encodes 601 amino acids. The record is from RefSeq and is a predicted model, not a curated record. NCBI's taxonomy places the organism in Eukaryota, Fungi, Basidiomycota, Ustilaginomycetes, Ustilaginales. The transcript has a single exon. Gene Ontology annotation, molecular function: sulfuric ester hydrolase activity.
AUGCCCGUUCAAGCAACGAACGGCCACCCUGCCAUGGAUGGCGCCGACUUUGGUCAGAACGCGUCAGCAAGCGGUCACGGCUCCAAUGCUCAUGCAGCGAACGGCUUCUACGUUAACGGACAUGUCGAUUCUAGCGUCAACGCGGCCGGUCCUUCGAGCUCGCAGCACUCCAGCUCACCAUUCGCAUCCGCCGGCCGUCCAAACAUCCUCUUCGUCAUGGCGGACCAGCUUGCAGCUCCUCAGCUUCGCAUGUACAACGAAAGAUCGCAGAUUCUCACGCCCAACCUCGAUCGUCUCGCAAAGGAUGCCGUCGUGCUCGAAUCGGCGUACUGCAACUCGCCGCUCUGCGCACCUUCUCGCAUGGCUCUCGUGACCGGUCAGCUUCCAUCGAAGAUCGCCUCCUACGACAACGCUUCGUCGAUUAGCUCCGAUCUUCCGACAUAUGCGCACUAUCUUCGAUCCGCCAAUUAUGAGACCGUCCUCGCCGGCAAGAUGCACUUCAUCGGCGACCAGCUUCACGGCUUCGAGAAGCGUCUCACCGCCGACAUCUACCCUGGCGACUACGGCUGGGCCGUCAACUGGGACGAGCCGGAUCGCAGGCUCGAAUGGUACCACAACUCGUCCAGUAUUCUCCAAGCCGGCCCUUGCGUUCGUUCCAACCAGAUGGACUACGACGAGGAGGUCCUUUACAAGUCAAAGCAAUACCUCUUCGACCAUGCUCGCCGUAAGACAGGCGGCGCUCCCACGCGUCCGUUCGCAAUGACCGUCAGCUUCACCCACCCGCACGAUCCAUACACCAUCGAGAAGGAGUUCUGGGACCUCUACGAAGGCGUUGACAUCAACAUGCCCGAAGUGGAGAUUCACCCAAGCAAGCAAGAUCCUCAUUCGAAGCGUCUUCGUCACGUUUGCGAUCUCGAAGGCAGGCAGUUCACUCCCGAGCAAAUCAAGCGCGCAAAGCGUGCCUACUACGGCUCGGUCUCGUACGUCGACGCAAAGAUCGGAGAGCUUCUGGCCACUCUCGACAAGUGCGGCCUGCGCGAUGAUACCGUCAUCGUCUUGAGCGGCGACCACGGCGACAUGCUCGGCGAGCGAUCGCUUUGGUACAAGAUGAGCUACUUCGAGAGCUCGGUCCGCGUGCCGCUUCUCUUCAACUACCCCAAGAUGUUUGCGCCUCGCCGUGUCAAGUCCAACGUCUCAACGAUGGAUCUGCUCCCCACGUUCUGCGACAUCGUCGGCAUCCCGCUCCAGAAGCACCUGCCGCUCGACGGCGUCAGCAUGCUCCCGCAUCUCGUCGGACAGACAGGUCACGACACCGUCAUCGCAGAGUACAUGGGUGAAGGAACUGCUGCGCCACUUUGCAUGAUUCGUCGCGGGCCGUGGAAGUACGUCACUUGCCCCAUCGACCCGCCUCAGCUCUUCAACCUGGACCGCGAUCCCAAGGAGCUCGUCAAUCUGGCUACCGACCGCGACAGUCUCGAUGCCGAGUCACGCACGGCCCUCGAAGGCUUCGAAGUCGAGGCACUCAAGCGAUGGGACAUGGCCAAGAUCACCGAGGACGUGCUCAUGGUUCAGCGUCGUCGACGAUUCGUAUUCUCCAGCCUCAAGCAAGGCACGUGGACCUCGUGGGACUACCAGGUUCCUACCGACACUCAGAACAUGUACAUCCGCUCGCAUCUUGAUCUCGACGAUCUCGAGCGCAUGGCUCGCUUCCCGCCCGUCGACGAGCUCGGCAACACCAUUGUUGCCUCUGCAGAUGUCGCCACACCCCCUGCCACGCCGCCCAAUGGCAAGACGCAGCAGGUUUGA